CAUUGGAAGAGCGGCUGGCAGCUCUGACACUUCCCAAUGAUGAAUUCUUGGCCUCACCUACCGAGGAGUAUAACAUUGUCGACCGCACCGUUAGCGAAGACCCCUACGUCUGGCGCGCACGACACCUAAUCCUUUAGUAUCCAAAGUCUAGGUCUUCUUCGAUCGGCUCCCAUAGCCAGCCAGGUAUCCAACCUCUGUCUAGCCCGUCUUUCAGCCGCUCCAUGACAUCUCUCACCCUCUGCGGCGGCGGUGCCUCGACGGGGACUGCUGGUGCCGGCUUGGUUACCGGGCAGACUGAAGGUAUUCCUUUCAUUGAGCAUCAGCGCGCUCGCAUUCGAGGCCGCUCCCGCUGCCGAUACGCUGUGGGUAGGCAGGACUUCGGUGUCGCUAUCGCGUCUCGGACGCUUGGGAAACGGUGGUGCGCGUCGACAUUGUAUAGGAACAGGGCAUGGAGGUCGCACGCUUCCGCUUCAGCGAUGGGUGGUUCUCAGGCGUCGACGGCGGUGAGAGAGCGUUCUUGCGGGCUGGAUCCAACUUUCCAAGCGUAAUGUCUUUACAGCGGCAAUUAAGGGCGACAAUGGCGGCGUCAUAGCCAUAAUAGUCAGGCUGUUUAGUGAUUACCUACAUGCUAGGUCUGA
Messenger RNA from Trematosphaeria pertusa, 638 nucleotides. RefSeq lists its product as uncharacterized. Bases 222 to 548 code for a protein of 108 amino acids. The record is from RefSeq and is a predicted model, not a curated record. The transcript has a single exon. NCBI's taxonomy places the organism in Eukaryota, Fungi, Ascomycota, Dothideomycetes, Pleosporales, Trematosphaeriaceae.